UUUUAAAUUUGGUCUGAUAGUAAGAAGGUCCAGAGACCACUCAACCACCAGAACUCCAGACAUAUUGAAGAUUGGCAGUAAACGAGAGUUACUAUGCUGAGUUCCACCCUCUGUCAGCACAGACCUCUGCACACCGGCAGCAACAGCAGCACCACCACGAUGAGGAAUCCGCACUCUGCUAUAACUUUGACUCUUCUCAUCCUUGUCAUGUCAUCGACACCUCCCUGCGAAGGUGCUCCAGCAUUACUACAGGGACUGCAAACAGUCCAGGAGUUACACGUUUGGAAUGAGAUAGAGGAUGUGUGUUCAUCUUUCCUCUCCACAGACCCCCAAUCUCAGGCAUCCAGUGCACUGGAAGAAAUGUGCUUCAUGGUUUGGGGAAUUGUACACAAGUCUCAGGAUCUAAAAGUGAAAGAUCACACAAAAAGGUUCUUGUUUCAUUAUUCUAAGACCCACGACUCGGGCAACUCAGACCUUAUGGAUGAUCUCCAAGGAUCCGGAGGAAUUCAAAGCAGAGGAUACUUUUUAUUUAGGCCAAGGAACGGAAAGCGAUCAACAACCUGCCAAAAAGAUUUCUGUCUGUUUGGACACCUGUACACCUGUACAUAAAAUGAAUGGAGAAGAAUACAAUGCAAAUGGAUCUCACAAGCUUUACUGUUAUCUAGCUUGUUAUGUAUCUAUUUUGAAUUUAAAACAAAAUCAAAUAAAUACAUUUUGGUUAAAGUAUUGUUUGUUUAAAUAUAAUCUGUUAUUCCAAUAAAAUAAAAAAAACA
Acipenser ruthenus (sterlet) is the source of this 773-nucleotide messenger RNA. RefSeq names its product neuromedin-U. NCBI's taxonomy places the organism in Eukaryota, Metazoa, Chordata, Actinopteri, Acipenseriformes, Acipenseridae. The coding region runs from base 94 to 609 and encodes 171 amino acids. The transcript is spliced from 9 exons. Gene Ontology annotation, biological process: regulation of smooth muscle contraction. Gene Ontology annotation, molecular function: neuromedin U receptor binding. The record is from RefSeq and is a predicted model, not a curated record.